This is a messenger RNA of Acanthosepion pharaonis, 1008 nucleotides long. The record is from the annotation of a GenBank genome assembly. Lineage: Eukaryota; Metazoa; Mollusca; Cephalopoda; Sepiida; Sepiidae.
AUGCUAACUUCUUUUUUCUUUCUUUCUUUCUUUCUUUUCUUUCUUUCUUUCUUUCUUUCUUUUUCUUUUCUCUUUUAUUAUCUAUCCUGCUUUAAUAUAUUCCAUUAUUCUCACUUCUUUCUCUUCUCCGUUUUGCCUUCUAGUUCCUCCCACACUGUCCACCUAUUUAUCUGCUCCUACUUCCCUUCCUCAUUUGUUCUUUCUUUCUUUCUUUCUUUCUUUCUUUCUUUCUUUCUUUCUUUCUUUCUUUCUUUCUUCCUUCUUUCUUUCUUCCUUUUAAUAUAUGUCUUGAUUUCAUAUAUUACGAUUAGCUUCUGUUUCUUCUUCUUCUUCUUCUUCUUCUUCUUCUUUUCAACCUCUAUCUGCUCUCAAAUUGUUCACUAUCUUCAUAUAUUUUCUUUUCUUUCUUUCUUUCCUUCUUUCUUUCUUUCUUUUAAUAUAGGUCUUGUUUCAUAUAUUUUGAUCUUCUUCUUCUUCUUCUUCUUCUUCUUCUUUCACCCUCUAUCUGCUCUCACACUAUUCACUAUCUUCAUAUAUUUCUUUCUUUCUUUCUUUCUUUCUUUCUUUCUUUGUAUCUCUUUCUUGUUUGUCUUCGCCUUUUUAAUAUAUAUUUGCUCUUAUACCUUCCAGUAUAUUGAUGAUGACGACGACGCCCACCACCACCUUCACAAUCAUCAUCGUCAUCAUCAUCAUCAUAAUCUUCUUCUUAUUAUUAUUAUUACUAUUAUUAUUAUUAUUAUUCUAUACGCUCAUAUACUUGGUAUGUUCUAUUUUCUUUAUCGCUCCUCCUCUUCCUCUCACUACUUCUCCUAUCUGUCACCAUCCCUCCUCCCCAACCUUUCCUUUCCCUCUUUUCUUCCUUUAUUCUUUUUACUCACAAUCUCUUAUUUGCGGCCUCAACUUUUCUUACUUCUUCUAUUUCUCUUAGAUUUCAUUCUCUCUCUCUCUCUCUCUCUCUCUCUCUCCCUCUCUCUCUCUCUUUCGAUUGGUCCCUUCGUCAACUUUUAA